ACUUCAUUAAUACUGUGACGCCGGAGGCCCGGGUGGCCCGAGCUGACGGAGGGCUGCGGUCGCCGGGGUUGGCGCUGGAGACCGGGCGUGCGGGUGCCGGCGAUCUCUGGGGCACCGAGCCGGCCGCGCCCGCGGGGGAGGGGGACUGAGCUGUCCGCAGCUCCCCGUCUCGGAGGCGCCUCUCCGCCCCGGCUCGGACGCGGGCCGCCGGUGACCUCCCUGCGUGAAGAGCGGCGCGGCGACAGGGGAAUUCGCGUUGCGGCUGCACGCGGGCUCCUCCCACCCAGCUGGCGGGCGGAGCUCGGAGACCGGGUCUCUGGUGCAGGCGUGCUGCGGCCGACCCGACGGCUGGACCAAGGAGCAGUGCUGGAUUACAGGCCGUGCACCUUGCUCUGCAGCCACUUAACCACUUGGUCCAGAAGCUGUCAGCUGCCGUUUCUGAAUGGAUUGGCCUAUAUGACUCUCUGAAGGAUAAGAACAAUGCUAUGUUGGGGGUAUUGGUCUCUGGGCCAACCAGGCAUCAGUUCCAACCUGCGAGGAGGAAUCGUGGCUGAGCCCCAGGUGUGCCGCUUUGUGUCAGAUAGAAACAUCAAGGAAGUGGCCUGCGGAGGAAACCACUCCGUGUUCCUGCUGGAGGAUGGAGAGGUUUACACGUGUGGUGUGAACACCAAGGGGCAGCUUGGCCAUGAGAGGGAAGGCAACAAACCAGAACAAAUUGGAGCAUUGGCCGAUCAGCACAUCAUACAUGUGGCAUGUGGAGAGGCGCACAGUCUGGCUCUUAGUGACCGGGGCCAGCUGUUCUCCUGGGGUGCAGGAAGUGAUGGGCAACUGGGACUCAUGACUACUGAGGAUUCCGUGGCUGUGCCCAGGUUAAUACAGAAGCUGAACCAGCAGACCAUAUUACAAGUUUCCUGUGGCAACUGGCACUGCUUGGCUCUGGCAGCUGAUGGCCAGUUCUUCACCUGGGGAAGGAACAGCCAUGGACAGCUGGGCCUGGGGAAGGAGUUCCCCUCUCAAACCAGCCCACAGAGGGUGAGGUCUUUGGAAGGGAUCCCACUGGCUCAGGUGGCUGCAGGAGGGGCCCAUAGCUUUGCCCUGUCUCUGUCAGGAGCUGUUUUUGGCUGGGGAAUGAACAACGCAGGGCAGCUUGGGCUCAGUGAUGAAAAAGAUCGAGAGUCUCCGUGCCAUGUGAAGCUUUUACGAACACAGAAAGUCGUCUAUAUUAGUUGUGGAGAGGAGCACACAGCAGUUCUCACGAAGAGUGGCGGCGUGUUUACCUUCGGGGCUGGUUCCUGUGGACAGCUUGGACAUGACUCCAUGAACGAUGAAGUUAACCCACGAAGAGUGCUGGAGUUGAUGGGCAGUGAAGUAACUCAGAUUGCUUGUGGCAGACAGCACACCCUAGCCUUUGUGCCUUCUUCUGGACUCAUCUAUGCUUUUGGCUGUGGAGCGAGAGGUCAGCUAGGGACUGGACACACAUGUAAUGUCAAGUGCCCCUCUCCAGUGAAGGGGUAUUGGGCUGCCCACAGUGGUCAGCUUUCGGCUAGAGCUGAUCGCUUUAAGUACCGUAUCGUUAAGCAGAUCUUCUCUGGAGGGGACCAGACAUUUGUACUUUGCUCCACAUAUGAGAAUUCUUCUCCUGCUGUUGACUUCAGGACUGUGAACCAAGCACAUUAUACCAACUUGAUAAAUGACGAAACCAUAGCACUUUGGAGACAGAAACUCUCAGAACACAACAACGCAAAUACGAUCAACGGCGUCGUUCAGAUACUGUCUUCGGCGGCUUGUUGGAAUGGAAGUUUUCUGGAAAAAAAAAUUGAUGAGCAUUUUAAGACCAGCCCCCAAAUCCCCGGGAUUGACCUGAACUCCACUCGGGUUUUAUUUGAGAAGCUAAUGCACUCUCAGCACGCCAUGAUUCUGGAACAGAUACUAAACAGCUUUGAAAGUUGCCUCAUCCCCCAGUUGUCAAGUUCACCCCCGGAUGUCGAAGCGAUGAGAAUCUAUUUAAUACUACCAGAGUUUCCCCUGCUUCAGGAUUCUAAGUAUUUCAUAACGCUGACUAUUCCUCUGGCGAUGGCAAUUCUUCGGCUGGAUACAAAUCCUAGCAAAGUAUUAGAUAACUGGUGGUCUCAGGCAUGCCCAAAAUACUUCUUGAAGCUGGUGAACCUCUAUAAAAGUGCAGUCCUUUAUCUGCUGAGGGGAAGGAAGACAUUCCUAAUCCCGGUGGUAUUCAACAAUUACAUGACUGCAGCUCUCAAGCUGCUGAAGAAGUUAUACAAGGUAAAUCUUAAAGUGAAGCAUGUGGAGUACGACACAUUCUACAUCCCCGAGAUCUCCAGUCUGGUGGACAUUCAGGAAGACUACCUCAUGUGGUUUUUACAUCAAGCAGGGAUGAAGGCUAGAUCAUCUAUCAUGCAGGAUACUGUAACCCUUUGUGCCUACCCUUUCAUCUUUGAUGCCCAAGCCAAGACCAAAAUGUUGCAGACCGAUGCGGAGUUACAGAUGCAGGUGGCAGUCAACGGAGCCAACCUGCAGAAUGUCUUCAUGCUUCUCACCCUGGAGCCUCUGCUGGCCAGAAGCCCCUUCCUGGUCCUUCAUGUCCGCAGGAACCACCUUGUUGGAGAUGCUCUGAGAGAGCUGAGCAUCCAUUCCGACAUUGAUCUGAAGAAACCUCUCAAAGUGAUCUUCGAUGGGGAAGAAGCAGUAGAUGCUGGUGGUGUUACAAAGGAGUUCUUUCUUUUGCUGUUAAAAGAACUUUUGAAUCCCAUUUAUGGGAUGUUUACCUACUAUCAAGAGUCACAUCUCUUGUGGUUUUCAGAUACAUGUUUUGUAGAGCGCAACUGGUUUCACUUGAUUGGCAUAACCUGUGGUCUGGCGAUCUACAACUCCACUGUGGUGGAUCUCCACUUCCCAUUGGCUCUCUACAAGAAGUUGCUGAACGUAAAGCCUGGGUUGGAAGAUUUAAAGGAGCUGUCACCAAGUGAAGGAAGGAGUCUUCAGGAGCUUCUAGAUUACCCGGGUGAAGAUGUUGAGGAGACUUUCUGCCUCAACUUCACGGUGUGCCGAGAAAGCUAUGGGGUGAUUCAACAGAAGAAGCUGAUACCUGGGGGAGACCGAGUGGCCGUGUGUAAGGACAACAGGCAAGAAUUCGUGGAUGCUUACGUGAAUUACGUCUUUCAAAUCUCAGUUCAUGAGUGGUACACAGCCUUUUCCAGUGGCUUCCUAAAGGUGUGUGGGGGCAAAGUCCUGGAGCUCUUCCAGCCUGCGGAACUGAGGGCCAUGGUGGUGGGAAACAGCAACUACAACUGGGAAGAACUGGAAGAGACGGCCAUCUACAAGGGUGAUUAUUCAGGCACGCAUCCCACCGUGAAACUCUUUUGGGAAACCUUCCAUGAGUUCCCGUUAGAGAAGAAGAAGAAGUUUCUCUUGUUCCUGACAGGCAGCGACCGGAUUCCCAUCUAUGGCAUGGCCAGCCUGCAGAUUGUCAUCCAGUCCACAGCCACUGGGGAGGAGUACCUACCUGUGGCCCACACCUGCUACAACCUUCUUGACCUCCCUAAAUAUAGCAGCAAAGAGAUUAUGAAGGCUCGACUGACCCAGGCCCUCGACAAUUAUGAGGGUUUUAGUUUGGCCUGAGGCUCCCCAGCUUAUCCAAGACAUCCUUCCCUUCCUCAGUGGGCACAUUGCAGCUGAUACAAAAUAUCAUGGGGAGUGAUUUCUAUUUUUUUAUUGUCUAAGUGGAUUGAGACUUUUGAAUCCUAAAUCCCAGUCAAUGUGUUUCUUGGGUUCAGUAGUAAACAGUCGUUUUGAAAAAUCAGUGGUUGGGGAUCGGUCAAAAAAAUUGGCUUUAGUAUGGAAGGUGGAAUGGAUUUUGUCUUGUUUUGUUUUGAACUCAGGUUCCUGUUGUUCCUUAUCUGUGAAUGUGCUGUGAUCUGCUGGAUUAAAUGGCAGUAGAUUUUUAAGCUUUUGUCUCCCAGAUGUGUCUCAGUGCUGCUGUUUCUUCCCUGUGCUCCCCUGCUCUUUUCUAAGCUUCUCUCUCCUCUGCAGAGAUAACUGAUUGGCAUAUCCCUUCUUGCCUGCCAUGCAGAGCAUUGCCGUUCUCUGCAGCUUCGGAAAUGCAUGGCUUGUUGCAGCCCGCUCCAACCCACAGAUGGAAUGGGCUUCUUCAGAACUCCCAAAUUCUAAAAAGCUGAGUCUGGGUUCAUUGCUUGUCAUAGCUUUUGAGAGUUUAUGGGAGCCUUUAUGAACACCCCCUGCUUAAAGAAAACAGGUCAUGAAGGAGUAACAGCCUUCUGUGACUGUCCACUGCCUAGGCCUCCCAAAAGACACAUUCACCUCUGGUUGCAGGUGGGCUGUGUGUGUAUUGUUAACCAUGACAUGUGGAUAGACAGUGAAUUAGUAAACCCCUGUACCUUGCUUUUGAAGCAAGUUUCGUUUUCUUGUCUACAUAUUGCCCUAGAAUGGUGUAAUUAAUAAACGUCUGUCCCUUUAUUACUUUAUAUCUGUUGCUUUCUCGUUCUUACCUUUUUUUUCCUGUGUUCUCCAACCCGUGCUUUCCUUGCUCUUAUUACUGUCUUUGCUACUUGAAUCAGUUCCCCUCAUCCUUGUGCUGGUGGAUGCAUGCUGUCUUUUUUAUUUUAAAUUUUGUAAGUUUUUUUUAACCUGUCUCUAACUGUUAAAAUAUAAAGAUAUUCUUUAUGAUAGAGUCUUUGUUUAUCACAUAUGAAAUGUCCAUUUACAGUGGGAUUUCAGCAAGAAGAUUAUGUUUAAGUCAAAUACAUGUGUCUCAGAAAUGAAAUGUUUAACUACUCAUCAUUGGAUAAGAAAAUUCUAAUGAUCAAAGAACUCAUGUAACCCUAAUUUAUGAUAUGUAGUAGCUAGAGAAAAGACCUAUUUAUAUAAAAUGAAGUACAUAUAGAUUGUGAUGCAGCAUCAAGUCUUGAUGGAAGGAAUGUAGAUUUUUGCUUUUUCUUUUUGUUUCUAAAAGUUACUCCAAUUGCUAAAUUGGUAGUUUUUCAGUCCUUAUAAAUAAACAUUUAAAAAAGAUACACAAUUAUAUGAAAUGUUUAUUUUCUAUGUGUGUGCAUAUAGUUCAUUAUUACCCAAUAAAUUUGGUGUUUUAACUUAAAA
Messenger RNA from Arvicola amphibius (Eurasian water vole), 5130 nucleotides. It is a transcript of the gene Herc3, whose product is annotated as HECT and RLD domain containing E3 ubiquitin protein ligase 3. The transcript has 26 exons. The coding region runs from base 481 to 3636 and encodes 1051 amino acids. NCBI's taxonomy places the organism in Eukaryota, Metazoa, Chordata, Mammalia, Rodentia, Cricetidae. Gene Ontology annotation, molecular function: ubiquitin-protein transferase activity. The record is from RefSeq and is a predicted model, not a curated record.